AUGACAGGUAAUAUUUGCGAUAUUGGUGACUGCGUCACAUUUGAGAUUGCAAGUCAACGCUCUACAACGAGCGAUACGCAAAAAAACGCCAGAAACGGUGAAUUUACAAGACUAUGCGACCAUUUUUUGAAAACGGAAAACAGCGAGUCGGGUCCAAAAAUCUAUUUCGAAUUCUUGAAGAAACGAUUCGAUUUAGGGUUACGGCGUGGCGGAGUAUUUGACAGCUCAAACUAUUGCAUCGAUGACGACUACGAAGUUGAAGCCAGUGGGAGUCAAGACUCUGACAGCGAGUCCGAAGAAACGUGCUCCGGAGACAUUGCAUACCGAUCCCCAACAUGUGAGAAGCCUCAUAGUGCUUCUGAGGUGCGAGACAGGUUGGAAAGUUUGACGAAUGGAAGCGACGGAUCAUCGUCCGCUGAGACUUUUCGUUCGGAUUAUCGCAGAAAUGGGAGUAGCUCAGAGGUAACGGGGCAAAUUGGAAAAAUCUUUAAGCUCUGUGGAUUGCCCCGUGAAGUUGCGAGCCAAAUGGAUCUCAAAUUUGAUCUUGCCGUUUCUGUAUGUGCUUUAAAGGAAUUGACAAGAGUUCGAAACGCACAAGCGCUUAGCACGCAGCGCGAGAUUGCGUUUCUGAGAAAUUUAGUUCGGGAUAUCAAGAGGGAUUGGAGUGACAAUAGUCAAGAACUGGAACGAACGCAUGCAGCUUUGAAAUCGGCACACGAAGUAUCUUUGCAACUGCGGAAACGAGUCGAUGUUCUUGAAGAGGAGCUCUUGACCCGUGAAGCCGACGCAAAACUCAUAGAGGCUCGUGAACAGCGGUUAAGAGAUAUUGUUGAGACCAGUUUAAAGCUAAGAUGGGAAGUUAACACAAUGCGACAAAAAAUGGCAGAGGCCAGUGAGCAAGGAAAUUCAGCCCUUUUACAUAACUACAACGUGGUGAGACUACAGGAAGAGAACGAGGAACUCUUAGCCAAAUUGGAUUCGACGCAAAGCCAGGUUUCGGAGAUGAAAUGUACACUUCGAGCGCUUCGAAGUCAUGAGAAAGCUGCCAAGUCGCUGGCAGACUUGUGUCAUGAAAAAGAUGCUCAAAUCGACAUCUUGGAAGAGAGUCUCGAGGGGAACAGAUCCAUCGUGCAAAGCGUUAGCGUUUUAAAGGCGGAGCUAUCGACUUUCCGCGAACGUCUCCAGGGACUCUUAGACACGAAUGCAACGCUUAUGCGUGAGAACGAACAACUGUCAAAAGAACGCAGCAGCAGCGAUUUUUUGUUGCAUCGUUUGUCGACGCUGGAGCAACGAUGCGUCGCAGCCCAAAAGAAUUCAAGACAUUACUACGAUCGCUGCCAACUGUUAGAAGGACUUGAGCAAGCGCACGAGCGACACGUGGUAGAAUUGCAAACGGAACAUGACGCCCAGCAGUCGCAACAACGGGCCGUCAAUGAGCAACUACGGUUGGAGUGUAAAACACUUCGAGACACUGUCAAAUUCUACAAAUGGAGACUAAACAGCGUCCAAGAGGACCCCACUUCAGGCCGCAAGAGCCGGCACGAGCGACUCAAGGAAGCGUUUACGAACUCCACGUUGUUCCAACGCAGCAAAAGCGCGAGUCGCGGCAGUCUGAGUGCUGGAUCGUCGCCAUUGCUGUUGCUGGCCACCUCGCACAGUGAUCAAAAUCUCUCGCAUAAAACCUAA
Molecule: messenger RNA, 1686 nt
Organism: Lachancea mirantina
Lineage: Eukaryota; Fungi; Ascomycota; Saccharomycetes; Saccharomycetales; Saccharomycetaceae
Source: the annotation of a GenBank genome assembly